This is a messenger RNA of Ochlerotatus camptorhynchus, 684 nucleotides long. RefSeq names its product Evr1_Alr domain-containing protein Alr (gene Alr). Lineage: Eukaryota; Metazoa; Arthropoda; Insecta; Diptera; Culicidae. The transcript is spliced from 2 exons. Gene Ontology annotation, cellular component: mitochondrion. Gene Ontology annotation, molecular function: flavin adenine dinucleotide binding; flavin-dependent sulfhydryl oxidase activity. Bases 92 to 622 code for a protein of 176 amino acids. The record is from RefSeq and is a predicted model, not a curated record.
CAAUCGGUGUUUCUUUGUUGUGACCCAAACAUUCCGCACGCCCGGCUUUUACUGUCCGCGAAAUUAGUCAAAAUUUUCCAAAUUUAUCAGCAUGCCUGCAGCUGAGGGACACCAACCGGGACUCACGAAAGAAUCGGCACCAUGCCGGACGUGUACGGACUUCAAAUCCUGGUCAAAACAACAACGCCAAGCUCUAUCCACAAGUGCGAAACCACCCUCGUCGGAACUGACAACCACCCACAAACCUCCUGCUGCCGAACCGAAACCGAGUGAUCCCCCAAAGCACUGCCCCCUGGAUAAGGAACGGCUGGGGCGGCACACCUGGGGUCUACUGCACACCAUAGCUGCCUACUUCCCGGAUAAUCCCACCACAGAAGAACAGAGCAAUGUUCGCCUAUUCUUCAAUGCAUUCUCCAAGGUGUACCCAUGCGAGUACUGUGCGAAGGAUUUCCAGCAAGAAUUGAAGGAAUCGCCACCGGAAAUCAAGUCCCAGUACACGCUGUCGCAGUGGCUCUGCCGGAUGCACAAUAAAGUGAACGUCAAACUGGGGAAGCCCGAAUUCGACUGCUCGAAGGUGAACGAACGCUGGAGGGAUGGACCGGCCGAUGGGUCUUGUGAUUGAGAUAACAUAUAAAUUUAAUGUGAGAGAAAAUUUUAACGAUGGAAAAAAAUAUGUUCACUAAU